Messenger RNA from Lolium rigidum, 1024 nucleotides. Its product is annotated as peroxidase 2-like. Gene Ontology annotation, molecular function: heme binding; peroxidase activity. Gene Ontology annotation, cellular component: plant-type cell wall; plasmodesma. The record is from RefSeq and is a predicted model, not a curated record. The transcript has 2 exons. The coding region runs from base 1 to 1008 and encodes 335 amino acids. NCBI's taxonomy places the organism in Eukaryota, Viridiplantae, Streptophyta, Magnoliopsida, Poales, Poaceae. Gene Ontology annotation, biological process: response to oxidative stress.
AUGGCGAUGAAGCUGAAUACCCGCGCCAUCGUGGUGUCGCUCUGCCUGGUGCUCGUCUUCUUCGCCGGGCAGCCUGCAGCGGCCCACGGCGACCGCGGCAAGAAGGGCACCGUUGGGGACAAGGUCUACCAGAUAGUGGCCAAGGAAAUCAGGGACAACUCCGGCGUCGGCCCCGCCCUCAUCCGCCUUCUCUUCCAUGACUGCUGGGUGAAUGGCUGCGACGGGUCCGUGCUCCUGGACAGGAAGCCCUACGGUAGCAAGACGGAGAAGCAGGCGGAGAACAACAUCGGCCUCGACGGCUUCGACGUGAUCGACAAGAUCAAGGCCAAGCUCGGCGACAACGUCUCCUGCGCCGACAUCAUCGUCCUCGCCGCCCGCGAGGCCACCUUCAUCGUCAGCCGCGAGAAGAUCGACUACCCCGUCAAGACGGGCCGGAUGGACGGCGUGGUCUCGUCCGCGGAAGUAGCCGACCACUUCCUCCCUCCUUCUACCUUCGAUUUCGAGCAGCUCAAGGCCAACUUUGACGUCAAGAAAUUCAACACCAAGGAGCUUGUCGCCCUCUCCGGCGCGCACGCCAUCGGCGUCGCCCACAAAAGCUCCUUCGCCGACCGCAUCGACGACGCCACCGCCACGCCCAUCAGCCUAGAUUACAUGAACGCCCUCAAAAAGGACGACAAGCCGAUCCAGCCCAACAACAUCCGCGACAAGGAGCUCGCCUUCCGCAACGCGUCUGGCUACGACCCAACUGGGGUGGACACCACCGAUACGGGUAAGGGGGUGCUGGACAACAGCUACUACCACGCCAACCUGCAGAACACGGUGCUCUUCAGGUCCGACUGGGAGCUUCGCAACGACACCAGAGGCGACGCCGGGGGUAUCAUGGAGACGUUCAAGGAAGACGCCAAAGAGUGGUAUCGACAGUUCGGUGACGCCAUGGCCAAGCUCAGCAAGCUACCCGCCGAGGGCACCCGUUUCGAGAUCAGGAAGAACUGCAGGAAAACCAACUAGCUCCGACCACUAUCGU